Messenger RNA from Gossypium raimondii (Peruvian cotton), 2245 nucleotides. RefSeq names its product pentatricopeptide repeat-containing protein At1g73400, mitochondrial. Bases 109 to 1722 code for a protein of 537 amino acids. Gene Ontology annotation, molecular function: protein binding. The record is from RefSeq and is a predicted model, not a curated record. The transcript has 2 exons. NCBI's taxonomy places the organism in Eukaryota, Viridiplantae, Streptophyta, Magnoliopsida, Malvales, Malvaceae.
CCGUACUCUGAAAUUGGUUCGACGGGCUUGUGCUGGACUAAGGUGUGUCUCCGUUGCUCCUUCAUCGCUAUUCCAUCUGUUCUGAUUUUGCCGUAUUCUACCCAGCAAAUGAGAAGAAUUCGUUUCGCAUAUCUCUUUUCCGCUCUCAAAACCCCUAAUUUCUUCGUCUGCAAUUGCAAACAUAAUCCAUCAAUUUAUGGGAAUUUGUUAACCGUUGCACGAAUGCCCAUUCACCCACCCUUUACAGUCCCCUCAUUUUGCUCCAAUGCAACUGCCUUGGAUUCCCGUCUUACUGAUGUGGCUAAGGUGUAUGCGACUGUAAUGGAUAACUCUAAUGCAUAUGAUAAUAUGGAGAAAUCGCUUGACCAACUCGGUGUCCCAUUAACUACGCCUUUGGUUCUUGAGCUUCUGCAAAGGCUUUCUCUUGAGGAGAAACUAGCUUUCAGGUUCUUUACAUGGGCUGCGAGUCAACAAGAUUAUGCCCAUCAGCCUCAAGCUUAUAAUCAAAUGAUUGACAUUUUGUCCAGUACAAAGUAUAAGGUUAAACAAUUUCGGAUUGUCUGCGAUAUGCUUGAUUAUAUGAAGAGGUCUAACAGAAAUGCUGUCCCCGUUGAAGUUUUGCUUCACAUUUUGAGACAAUAUGCUGAAAAGCAUUUGACCCAUCUUCAGAAAUUUGCUAAGAAGAAGAAGAUAAGAGUGAAAACGCAGCCAGAGAUCAACGCUUUUAACUUGCUGCUGGAUGCUUUGUGUAAAUGUAGUUUGGUUGAGGAUGCUGAGGUUCUGUUUAGGAGAAUGAAAGGGAGAGUUAAACCAGAUGCUAAUUCGUACAAUAUAUUGUUUUUCGGUUGGUGUAGGGUUAGGAAUCCGAAACGAGGAAUGAGCGUUCUGGAAGAAAUGAUCCAGUUGGGCCAUACUCCUGAUAAUUUUACAUACAAUACUGCUAUUGAUGCCUUCUGCAAAGCAGGAAUGGUGACUGAGGCAGCUGAACUUUUCGAGUUUAUGAGAACAAAAGGGUCAACCAUGUCUUCUCCCACUGCAAAAACUUAUUCAAUCAUGAUUGUGGCUUUAAUGCAUAACAACAGAAUGGAAGAAUGCUUUGAGCUUAUAGGUCAUAUGAUGAAUAGUGGUUGCCUACCUGAUGUGUCCACUUUCAAGGAAUUGAUCGAAGGGAUGUCCUCAGCAGGGAAGGUUGAGGAAGCUUACAAGUUCUUGGAAGAGAUGGGAAAUAAAGGUUACCCGCCUGAUAUAGUUACUUACAAUUGUUUCCUCAAGGUCCUUUGCGACAAUAAAAAGUGCGAUGAAGCUUUGAGGCUAUAUCAAAGAAUGAUUGAUGUGGGUUGUAUGCCGAGUGUGCAAACUUAUAAUAUGUUGAUUUCAAUGUUCUUUCAGAUAGGUGAUCUUGAUGGGGUGUUUGAGACUUGGCAAGAGAUGGAUAGGAGGGGAUGUGCACAAGAUAUUGACACUUAUUGCAUCAUGAUUGAUGGGCUCUUCAGCUGCAAUAAAGUGGAAGAUGCUUGUUUUGUUUUGGAAGAUGUCAUAAAUAAGGGAUUGAAAUUACCGUACCCAAAGUUUGACUCGUUUUUGAUGCAGCUUUCAGCUAUUGGUAACCUCCAAGCCAUCCACAAGCUUUCUGAACAUAUGAGGAAGUUUUACAAUCCUGCUAUGGCAAGACGUUUUGCCUUGAAUCAGAAGAGGAAGAGUGUGAGUUUAAGAGGGAAGUAAGAAUAUACAAAAAUACUUUUGGAAGUUUUAACUUUCAUCAUACGGAAGUGGUAUGUGGGAUUGGUACUUGCUCACUCGUUAACUCCUUUGUAAGUUUUGAACAAGAAACAGUAAGGAUUGCAUAGAACAAUAUAGUGGGAGGUUGGACCAGUGUGAUGCACAUACUUGUUCUCAUAAUCUCUGGCAGAUCUAUAUAAUCCAUAAAUACUAGUUGUCAUUGGUUAUACUAGUGGUAGUGCCCCCAUGAAUUUUUGCGGUGAGUUGGAUCUGCUGCAUGCUGCUAUGUUCUGUACUUGAUCAAUUUUACUUUUUAUCUUUUUCGAGUUCAGUUAAGGAACAAACACAUCACAGAAGAAGUUGAUUAUGAAAUUAUGUAAUGCUAAAGAUUUAUUUCCCGCAAAACCUUCAUGACUGAGUUAACACCUAUUGAUACCUGCUGGAGCCACUGCUUAUGUUGUCAGUGCCGGAGAUUGCAUUUUACAGUGUAAGUCAAAAUGCAUACCUUUUCCCCCUUUUCAUUUCC